UUCUCAAGAAAGCAGCCUUCUGCUUGUGCUCCUUGCUGCACUGCCUUCCCAAGACGAGCGAGUUUGAGAGAGUAGUAUCAGAUCUUGGAUGUAGUAGGCAGGUUAGGUGUAGGCCCAGCCGUAGGAUCCUCUUAGUCGUGCAAUCCUGGUGUGACUAAGCUUGAGAUCCCGGUUCUAGGGUCAUACCCUAGUCUUAGUUUUCUUCUAGGCUCUGUUUGUAGCCAAACUACACACUAAGCGGCAGUUUGGAUCCCACAAUCAUGCUGGGAGACAGAAGAGGAGCAACGUCCCGGAGGGGAAUGACUGUGCUCGGGAAGAUACCUGCCGUUCCAAAACCGAUAAACCUUCCGAGCCAAAAGCUUGAGAACAAAGGGCUAGAUCCAUCAGUCGCCCUUGUCCCGCGAGGAAGUCUCACAUGGGGAUCCAACAAACCCACCGCUCCCUCCGCUUGGUCUGUUCCCGAAUCCGCUCCGCCCGCCCCUCCUUCCGCGUGGAAGCCGCCUGGCGCAGAGCAAUCUCCCCCACCUCCGUCCGUCGCCACGUGGCCUCAGCCCAAUGGAAAUCCAUCUCCAGUCAACCGCUCCCCUGUCCCUCCGUAUCCUCCGGGGCCCUCACCUCAAGGUCCCCCUGCUUCAGGACCGUCAGGUUUGGGGCCUUUAGGUCCGGGUCCGUCAGCAGGUCCGGGAGCGUUUCCGAGCCUGAAUCCUGACCGGAGGAGCCCCGUCCCUGGAGGUCCGGAUUCGUCGUACCAGCAGCAGCAGCGGCCACCUCCGCACCAUGAGGGGGAGCCUGGCGCAUCCGGGUACCCGCAGUGGGUGGGACAAGGGCCAGGGGGUCCGCGCGAAGGGCCGCGUGGGGGAGCGUACGGCGGAACACCGCCAGGUGGUUCGCUGCGCAGCUCACCCACACCCUCUGCGUGGUCAACUUCCACCGACCGACAUGGCGAAUCGGACGGCAAGGGAGGCCAGUUUCAUCUGUCGGCGGGAGAUUUCCCGUCGCUUGGGUCCGAGCAGGCCAAGCAGCAACAGCAGCAGCAGGAGCAGCAGCAGCAAGAGGGACCGCGUCAUCCGAGCGAGCAUGAGGAAGCGGGGUAUUACAGAGAGAAGGGCGACGGGCAGGAGCAGGGAGAGCACGGGCAGCGUGCUGAAGGCCCCAUGGGAUGGGAUCAGGGCAUGGGGCGCAGGCCUGGCCCGGGACCGGAGCAAAUGAUGCCCGCGCGCUGGCACCCGCACCCCCCUGGCCCAGGGGGCUUUGAGGACGGCCCCCCACACGGGCUCUGGCCUCCGCACAGGAACGACCGCAUGCCUCCCCCUCCUGGGGACACGUGGCACCGCGGUGGCCCUGACGGAGACACGUGGCGGCAUGGAUCUGGUGGGGCCGGCGGGGAGGGGGGCGGCGGAGGUGGAGGCGGAGGAGGGGGGGCGUCGUGGCGGAGGGCUGAGGGGGUCGUUGGGCGGUCCCCGCCUCCGCCGAGUGCGGGCGGGGGGGCGGAGAUGUGGCGGGAGAGGGGUCCAGAGAGUGAAAGCUGGCGCGGGGGGGGACCAGGAGGAACAGGUCCAGGCGCGAGUGGCGCAGCAGGAGGGGGAGGACCGGGGGAAAACUGGCGGGGCCAUCCGCCAGGGAUGGCCCCGCCUAUGGGGUAUGGGCGCGGGGGACACCCCAUGUACCGCGGACCAGAAGGCCCGGAGUUAGGGUUUGCGCACGGGGCGGGGCGGGGAGGGCCUCCGCCUGGCGGAAUGUACGACGGGCACAUGCGUCCCGGUAUGAUGCCCCCGCACGGGUAUGGCAUGCACAUGGAUCCGCGGGGAGGAGGGAGGUUCGGCGCGCGGUAUGGCCCUGGGCAUGGACCUGGCGCGGGGAUUCCCCAUGGUCCGCAAGGGAGAGGCGCAGGCCCGCCUUUUGACAUGCCCCCUGGAAUGUUUCCCCCACCCCCGCCGUUUGACCAUUUCCACGCGCCGCUAGGGCAGGUUCGGCCGCCUUUCCGCCCCGGGGGCGCGCACGAGUUCAUAGGCGCGGGGCGGGGAGGUCCGCAAGGGUUCGACGGGCGCGGGGGCAUGGCGCGGGAACAUGCGGGGCGUGGGCACGGUCGUCCGCCCAUGGAGCCGUACGGCUCGCGCGGGGACUUGGGCGCAGGGGACGGAUGGCAGGGGCAACCCCCCGCACCUGGGGCGGCUGCGGACGAAGGGAAGCGGCGGGGAGGUGAUAUUGGAGAGGCGCAAGAUGGUAAUGACGGGCAGCGGAAGGGGCAGGAGCUGUCGCAGCAGCAGCAGUCACAGCAGCAACAGCAGUCACAGCAGCAACAGCAGCAACAGCAGUCACAGCAGCAGCAGCAGCAGCAGCAGCAGCAGCAGCAGCAGCCGUCGCAGCCGCAGCGACCAUACCAGAAGGAUCACCACAUUGGGAUCGACUGGGCCUCUGCAGAGAGCGAAACCAUGGACUUCUCAAAACCCGCGUUUGAAGAUGACCCGUUUCUCGGUAGAGCGCCUGAAGUGAGUCCGCGUGGGACGGAUGGAGGGAGGGGGGGACAGGGGCAGGGAGCUCCGUGGGGUCGGGAAAGUGGGAGGGGCGCGGAAGGCGCUGCGCGGAUGCAGCCGGAGCAGGUGCGCAUUCUGAAGCGGCCGGAGGGAGGGGGGGCUGGCGCAGAUGGUAUGGCACAAGGGGUUAGUGCAGGUUCUGGGGGUGCAGGUGGGGCUGGGGGUUUUGGUGCUGACAGGAAUAUAUCUGGCGAAGCGGAGACAGCCGCAAGCGGAGGGAAGGGAGCAGAGAAGCCUGCGGCUGCUGCUUUGGGACAGGUCGCUUCUAGGCAGGUCGCAUCUGGGCAGGUGCCACCAGCGCAGACAGCAGCAGGCGGGCCUGCAGCGGGCAUGGGCGGUCAGCGCGCAGGGGCAGGAGGGGUGUCACUUGCCAAGAGCCCGCGUCCGUUUAGCCGAGGCCCUCUGCGCUCGCCGCGGGAGGCGCCCCAGGGAAAAGGUGCGCCGGCUCCUGAUCGCAGUGUUGCACCUGGUUCCGCCCCUGCUGCCACUCCUGCCACUGCUCCUGCUGCUCCCUGUGUCACUGCUCCUGCUCCUGCUGUGGCUGCGGCUGCGGCUGCGGCUGGUGGCAAUGUGGUUGAGGGAGGUUCGGCUGUGGGGGCAGGGCAGGUAGACGCGAGAAAGCAGGUCCAAGCAGGUUCGGGAAUGGACAGCGCAGCAUCUCAGAAGGUCCAGGGUGCGCCGGCGGGAGGAAAGCAGGGAGGUGCUCAAGCAGCAGGAGCAGGGAAAGGCGCUGGGUCAGUGCCUGUGCCUGGGGCUGCAGGAGGGGAUGCUAACGCUGCUGCUGCAGGGGCACCCUCUCCCCCACGCGCGGCAAUCCCCGCGCCUGGGCCAGGCGCGCAGGAACAGGUUCCGGAGAGUGGUUUUGCUGCUGCUGGCGGAGCUGGCGCCUGGCGGGGUCGCGGGCGCGGAAGGGAGCAGGGCAGGCUGAGGGGCGCAUGCGCAGGGGAUGCGGACGGGCGCUGGAUCCCAGCGCGGCAGCAGGAGGAGGCUCAGGGUUGGGGGGAAGGGGGCGGGGGAAGAGGAAUGGGCGGAAGGGAGGGAGCUGAGCAGAACCGGAGGGGUGCGAUUGGUAGAGAGGCGGAGAGGGAAGAGCAGGGGCAGCAGAGUGGGGGGUCAGGGCAGGUGGGGCAGGCGGGUACUGCGGCGGGUAUGGCAGGCGGCAUGGCAGGACAGGGAAGUGCGCCUGAAGCUUCAAGUGCCGAUGCUGCUGCUAAUUCUGCUGUUUCGGGCGCAGCGCAACACCCCAGCGAAGGGUCAGUGGGAGGUGGGGCGGGAGGAACGGCAACGGCAGCAGCAGCAGCAGCAGCAGCAGCAGCAGCAGUAGCUGGGAGCGCCAAGGCGGAGCCUCUUCUCCCGGCGCCGACGUCCAUUCCGCGGAUCAUCAUGGGUCCCCCAAUGCCCCAGUUCCUUGCCCCUGUAGGCCCUCCCCACGGCAUGCGCCAUCCACAGUUCUUCCCCCACCCGCCCUUCCCCAUGCAGCACAACCUUCCGCCCAACAUGGGCCCCAACGCUCCGCCAGGCGCGCGACCCCAGACCAUGCUCCCUGGACAGCAGGUGUUGCCUCUGCACCUUCUUCCGCCAGGCCAUGCGCCCGCGCAUCCCUCUCCCCCGGGUGCGCAUCCGCACGGCCAUCCGCAUGCGCUCCCCCACCUCCACCAGCAUACGCAAGCCCAGGACAGCCUACUUGCGCUCCCCGCGGGAGGGCCCUCUGGUUUCCUUGCGGGGAUGCCAGGUGGGGGAGGCGCGUGGGGCGCACCAGGGGGACAUGGGGGGCCGGGGGGAUCAGGGGGAGGAGCUGGGGGAGGAACAGUUGGGGGACAGGCAGCACCUGGACAGGCGAUAUUUGCGAGUGAAAGGGAUGGCGGAAGGAUAGGGGCAGGAGGGAGCGUGGAGAUGGCGGGACAAGGGGGGGCGGUGAGAGGAGCAGCAGCAGGAGGAGUAGCAGCAGCAGGAGGAGCAGCAGCAGGAGGAGCAGCAACAGGAGGAGCAGCAGCAGGAGGAGCGGCAGGAGGGGGAAGUGGUGGAGGACCUGCGGUGGCAGGAGGAGUGGGCUCUGCUGCGAGCACAAGGAAAGAAGUGACACGUAUUUCCCCUCAGCCGCUCCUGCCACCGACCCAAGCACCAGCGUCCAUUGCAGAACCACCUGCGUCCUCGGGCCCCCACUCCCUACCUCCCUCCACUGCUGGUGCUUCUGGCGCUGGGCCUGCUGCCCCUAUUCCCAUGCCUAAUGAUAUGAGUGCGGGAGAUAAGGGGGAGCUGAGGGAAGGAGCGGGCGGGGGAGGCAGGGGGAAGGGGAAGAAGAGGAGCGGGCAGAGAAGGCACAGGGGUGGUCGGGGAAGGGGAGGGGCGGAAGCUGAUGGGGGGAACGGGGAGGGGUUAGUUGAGGGGGAUGCACCUGCGGCAGCAGGCGGAGGAGGAGCUGGUGGCGACCAAGGGACAGGCAAGCCGCAGCCGCAGCAGCGGGUGGAGCAGCGACAGCAGCAGCAGGUGCAGCAACAGGUGCAGCAGCAGCAGCAGCAGCAAUUGCAACAGCAGCAGCAGCAAUUGCAACAGCAGCAGCAGCAGCAGCAGCAGGUGCAGGGUCCAGUUUCCAGCCAGGAACAGGGGCAGGGGCAGGGGCAGGGGGGAGUCCAGGGGCAGAGGGCACGGCAGCAGAGGAACGGGCGGGCGCAGGGGCAGCAGGAGAAGGGGCGGUCAGAGAGCGAGCAGCAGAGGUCUGCAGCAGCUGCAGCCGCUGCUGCCGCUGCAGCCAAGGUGGCUCUCUCGGGCAUGCGAGGGGGGGCUGGCAGCAGGGAAGGGGGCGCGGGAGGAAAGGAAGGCGGCGGUGGGGAGAAAGGAAAGGAGGGAGGGGCUGGAGCUGGUGGUGCGACAGGAGGGGGGGAGGGAACAGUAGGGGCAGGGGCAGCAGCAGGGGCAACAGCAGGGCGAGCAGCAGGGGGGGCAGCAGGGCCGGCGGCAGCGGGUGCAAGGGGAAUGAGUGCAGGGCCGAGUGCAGGAGUGCCAGCUGGCGGAAGCACUGCAGGGAGUGGAGCAGCAGAGAGUGGGGCGGCAGCAAGUGGGGCAGCAGCGGCGGGUGGACAAGCGCCAAGGGAGCAGGGUGGCGAGCGGACUGCAUGGCAGGGGGCGGCUGGUAGUGUCGCUGCUAUCGUGAGAGGCGCACCUGCUGCUGCAUCCGCGCCAACAGCAGCAGCAGCAGCAGCAGCAGCAUCGGCAACAGGGGCGGGGACAGCAGCAGCAGGCUUGCAGGGGGGUCCAGCGCCAGCAGUUGGAGCUAUGGCUCCUCCUAUGGUGAUGAAUGCCUGGGGGCGGCCGAGAGAGGGGCUGAUUCACAUCACCCCUCCUGCUGGCCACACGGGAGGUAUGCCCAUGCCCAUGCCUAUGCCCAUGCACAUGCCCAUGCACAUGCACCUGGGUAUGGCAAUGCACAUGCCUAUGGGAAUGCAUGUGCCUGUGCUCACUGCACAACAGCUACAGCAGCAGCAGCAGCACCUGCAGCAGCAAUUUCAGCAACACCAACAGCAGCAACUGCAGCAACAGCAGCAACAGCAGCAACAGCAGCAGCAACUGCAGCAACAGCAGCAACAGCAGCAGCAACUGCAGCAACAGCAGCAGCAGCAGCAGCAGCAGCAGCAGCAGCAGCAGCAACAGCAACAGCAACAGCAGCAGCAGCAGCAGCAACCCACUCCGGCAGCAGCAGCAGCAGGAACAGCAGUGGCAUCAUCAGCACCAGCAUCGGCAUUUCAGCCCUCUCAGGCACCUCCGCUGCUCACCCCAUCACCACCCCCAGCUGCUGCCACUUCAACUUCUGCCAACUCAGCUCCAGCUCAGGCUGCUGUUCUGACUGGCUUGUCCACGUCAGCUGCUCCUGCUCGCCAGCGCCGUGCUGAGAUGGAGAGAUAUGUCCCCAAAGGAGCCGCCAAGGUGCCACCUGCUGCUGCUGGCGGUGCUGCUGCCACUGUGUCUGCUCCAACGUCUGCUGCUCCGGCUCCUGCUCCUGCUGCUCCUGCGCCUCCUGCUCCUGCUCCUGCUCCUGCUCCCACUCCUGUCCCCUCGGCCCCUGCUGCUGUUCCCAGUGCUGGUUCUGCUUCUGCUGCUGUGGCUGGGGCUGUGGGACCGAAGGGGCAGGUUGCUGGUGCUGCUGGGGAGGCAGGGAAGCCAGGAGGGGGAGGGGCGAAGGGUGAUGGGGCGCAGGGGAAGGGAGGGGCAAGGGGAGGUCGGGGUGGCGAGAGAGGGGGGCGCGGGGGUAGUGCAGGGGCGGAAGGUUCUGCAGCAGCGGGGGGGGGAGGGGCGGGGAAGGGCGCAGGAGGUCAGUUGGAAGGGGCUGGAAGCGCCGGAGGCGGAUCCGUGGCGGGGGCAGCAAGUGCGGGGGGGCAAGGAGGGGUAGGGGAGGGCUCUGGAGGUGGGCGGAGGCAUGGGGGAAGGCGGGGAGGGUCUGGGGGAAGGGGGGUGAGUCAGGGAGCAGGCAGUGGAGGGGAGGGGGGAGGGGGUGGGGGUGGAGGUGGGGGACUGACAACCAGCAAGGUAGACCCAGGGAAGGCCCAAGCAGGGCAGGCUGCAACCAGUUGGGCUGCUGCUGUUGCUGCAUCCGGUUCUGCUCCCCCCCCUCCGUCUUCUGCUCCUGCUCCUGCUGCAACCCCCAAAGCAUCUGGUAGUGGCGUGGGUGGGGUUAGCACGGGUGCUGCUGGCUCCGCUUCUUCUGGUGCCGCAGCAGCUGGGAGGAGGGCAGACCCCGAGGCUGGGGUGAAGGCCACUGGAGGGGGGAGUGCAACCGCAGGGGGGAAGCCUGUUGGAGCACCCCAAGCCGCUGCACCACCCACCAGACCUGCCAAUCAGCCUCGGCAAGGCUCUGCCGCUGGUGGCCCUGCCCCUGCCAUGCCAGCAGGUAGUGUUGCUGGUCCUGCUGCUCCUGCUAGUGGUUUCGGUGCAAGCAGCAUGAGUGCAGCAGGUGCGGCUGCGGCUGCUGCUGCUGUUACUGCCGCCGCCGCUGCUGCGUCUUCAUCUGGGUCCAUCUCUGCUCGCAUUCGCGAUGCGCCAUCGCAAGGCCGGGGAAUGGGGAGGGGUGGGAUUGUAUGGGGCGGGCGCGGCAGAGGCUUGGUGGGAGGUCCGGGAGGUGGUUCGGGUGUACCAGCACGAGGCUCAGAACGGCCCCGGGAGGUGAUAAAUGCGACGGGAGGGGCGCUGCCUCAGUCUUUGAGGCAGGAUGGCGGUACAGGGGGAGGUGGAUCUAAGGCUUGACUGUGGCUGGCUUGGCAAUGGGCAGCUAAUGGCAGAUGGCAGGGUUAUUGUUUCAUCAAGAGGAGCUCAAUGAGGCUGCAAAGCAUGCAGCCAGGUUUAUCCGAGUUUGGGUCAGAGUGUAUGCUGGUGUUUGAUUAGUAUGAAUUAGACUCGGUGCCUUGCAAAUGUCAAAACACUUUGGGCAUUUUAGGUAAAUGUUUCCCCAUUUACACACUGAUUGAAAGGGAGUACUGUACGUG
This is a messenger RNA of Closterium sp. NIES-67, 8008 nucleotides long. Lineage: Eukaryota; Viridiplantae; Streptophyta; Zygnematophyceae; Desmidiales; Closteriaceae. The record is from the annotation of a GenBank genome assembly.